Molecule: messenger RNA, 5862 nt
Organism: Phasianus colchicus (ring-necked pheasant)
Lineage: Eukaryota; Metazoa; Chordata; Aves; Galliformes; Phasianidae
Gene: BEST1
Product: bestrophin 1
Molecular function (GO): chloride channel activity
Source: RefSeq, a predicted model, not a curated record
UCUAGUCCUCACAAGAGCAGAGAUUAGCUGAUCAGUCUGUCUAUCUUACUGUGCAUCUGAGCUCAUCACUCCUCUUGCUUUCUCUGUCCACUGUAUCUGUUUGUUCUCUGCACUUGCAAUAGGCGCUCGUGUCUGUUUGCAGCAUUACGCGGCGGGUAACACAACUUGCACAGGCAAAUCUGGCUUGCUGCUGCUAGAUGCUCAUUGCUGGGGACUCCCGCAGCCUGGUCAGUGUCAGCCGAUCCCCAGGUGCGGCAGUGAGCUCAGAGGGACCUGAUGCCAGCAGAGAUGGGGAGCAGAGGCGCAGGGCUGGCUGUGCCACGUUCCCCGUCACCUUACGGGGAGUUGGGCUGUUUGGGCUCUAUGCAGGGGCGGCUCUUCUGCCCCCCCAGCACCAUUGUGCCGGUGCAGUAGUGAGCUGCCUCGCACCACCAACCUCAACCCCACGCAGCAGUGCGAGUGUGCCAGCUGCCAAGUGACAACCAGGGCCAAGCGCGCAGGCUGGCAGGCAGGGAGCUGCCUUAAGAGCGCAGGGCUGCAGGCAGAAGCACUGGGAAAAGCCCCACGUCCUGUGCCUGAACAGAACUGCACAGAGGUGGGCGACAUCCAUUACUUACAUAGACAAGAGCUGAAGUUUUCCAUGUUUGGUAAAAAGUGAAUCUGCAUUUGAAUUACGCAAUGAAGAAUCUCCCUGAGCACUUUCAAGACCCGAAGCUCAAAGCAAAACACUCUGCUUCCUGUAAGCGGCCCCCAGCACAUUUGCAUGUGUUUCCAUACAUUUCUCAUCUGUGCAACUCAUGUGUAUGAUGUCUUUGGGGCAGUUACAAGACACUUCUCAAUCCUGUGCACUCCCCAGAAAUACACAUGGGAAAGGUGUGGACGUGUAUGAGUAUGCAGUGAAAGGGGCGUUUGUGCAGCUGGGGAGCUCUUGGCAGGGCAGGUGCCAGCUCUGCCCCUCCGAUAGAAUCGUUGGAGGACUCAGGGAGAGUUACAACAGGGAAACCCAAAGGAGGAGCAGAACCAAGAAGCCAAAGGUGUUAUUUGUUGAAGCAGCCAGCAGACGUUGCAGUUUAUCUUCAUGGCACCAGCUGGCUUGGACAUAAAUUUUGCUCAGUUAACUAUAGGUCUAUCACUUGGAUGCUUAAAUGAAGAGGAUGGGCACAAAUUCACCUGCCCACAGCUGCUGCUACAGACCAGAGAGGGCUGAAACAGCCCUGGAAAUACCUCCCUGUACUUCCAUAACUCAGGAAAGAGGCCAAGGCCCCUCUAAUAUCAACCUCAGUGCCAAAGCAAUGCCUAGCAACUAUGCGAUGUGUUUUGAUUCAAUUUAGAAAUUCCAUCGUUUUUUUCAUUGAAUAAUUAUUCAUGAAUGGCACGGAUUACACUGGCUUUUACUUUUAUAUAAAACUUCAGGUUUAUCUGAAUGUCAGUCUAACAAUUAACUGAUGAUAAAUAAUUGUUUACCCAGGGUUAGAAAACAAUAAGUGCAGCAAGGAUGCUGCAUGAUUGGAUAAAAUUUCUUUUUUCUUUCAGCACAAUUAAUCUCACAAUGAAGACUGGGGAGGUGGAGUUACUGGAAUUUGUGCUCUGUGAGCCCAGCCAAAACCCAUUCCUCAGCUCUCUGACAGGGAAGGCUGUUUUGCCUGCAGUACCAGGGCUGGCACAGUCUGGUUGUGCACAUCAGCCCAAAUUUAAAGACAGCUGUACUUGUCGUAAAAACAGGGUAAGGAACUUUGGAAUUCAUGAGACUGAUCAUUAAUCUCAAGGAACUGUUUUUGUGGAAGACAGUGGCACAUGGGCUCUGUCCACUCCCAUCAAGCAGCUCCAUUUGAACACUGACAAUGCAGCACUAGAAACAUGGGGCUUCACCAGAAAGUGAAUUGUCAUUGCAACCAGCUCACAUGCAGUUAAAACACAGGAAGAAGCUGGUAAACACAUCACAGUAAUUGCCCACCAUAAGCUUCCUCUUGGUUUUCUACCUUAACGACUUCAACAGAUUUGUCUUUUGAUUUCAGCUCUUUCUCUCAUUCUUUCUUCCUUCCUUUCCACCUCGCUGGGACACCUGAGGUUUCUGUUCUGUCCAGGCCUCCCUCUGUGCAGGUUUGCUUGGCAGCUUCACCAACUGCUCAUUUUGUGUCCCUACCAGGAUCUGUGAUGACAGUGACAUACACUAACCGCGUGGCCGAUGCCCGCUUAGGCACCUUCUCGCAGCUCCUGCUCCAAUGGAAAGGCAGCAUCUACAAACUCCUUUACUCCGAGUUCCUUAUUUUCAUCUCCCUCUACUUCGCCAUCAGCCUUGUCUACAGGCUGAUCCUCAGUGAAAGCCAAAGGCUGAUGUUUGAGAAGCUGGCACUCUACUGUAACAGCUAUGCUGAGCUAAUCCCUGUGUCCUUUGUGCUGGGUUUCUACGUGGCCCUGGUGGUGUCCCGCUGGUGGGCGCAGUACGAGAGCAUCCCAUGGCCUGACCGCAUCAUGAACUUGGUCUCCUGCAAUGUGGAUGGGGAGGAUGAGUACGGGCGGCUGCUGCGUCGCACCCUGAUGCGCUACAGCAACCUGUGCAGCGUGCUCAUCUUGCGCUCCGUCAGCACUGCUGUGUACAAGCGCUUCCCCAGCAUGGAGCACGUCGUGAGGGCAGGCCUCAUGACACCUGAAGAGCACAAGAAGUUUGAGAGCUUGAAUUCUCCCCACAACAAGUUUUGGAUCCCAUGUGUGUGGUUCUCCAAUCUGGCUGUGAAAGCAAGGAAUGAGGGGAGGAUCCGGGACAGCGUGCUGCUCCAAGGCAUCCUGAAUGAGCUCAACACUUUGCGCAGCCAAUGCGGGCGGCUCUAUGGGUAUGACUGGAUCAGCAUUCCCCUGGUCUACACCCAGGUGGUGACCGUGGCUGUUUACAGCUUCUUCCUGGCCUGUCUGAUUGGGCGGCAGUUCCUGGAUCCUGAAAAAGCAUACCCUGGCCAUGAACUAGAUCUCUUUGUGCCUGUCUUUACGUUUUUGCAGUUCUUCUUCUAUGCUGGCUGGUUAAAGGUGGCUGAGCAAUUAAUUAACCCUUUUGGAGAGGACGAUGAUGACUUUGAAACCAACUGGCUCAUCGACAGGAACCUGCAGGUCUCCCUUAUGGCAGUGGAUGAGAUGCAUCAGGAUUUGCCCAUUCUGGAGAAGGACCUAUACUGGAAUGAGCCCGAUCCCCAACCACCUUACACUGCAGCCACUGCUGAGUACAAGCGCCCAUCAUUUCUUGGAUCAACUUUUGAUAUCAGCAUGCAGAAAGAAGAGAUGGAGUUCCAGCCCCUGGAGCAAAUUAAAGAGAAUGAGGAAGCAAAUCAUUCCACGCCACUACUGGGACACCUGGGCCGCCUCCUGGGUGUCCAGUCACCAAGUUUCUCCAGGUCCUCUUCUCGGAUGAACCUACUGCGCAGGCGAGGGGAGCCCACAUCCCCCUUCUCCCAUUACAUGUACCAAGACAUGGGCAAGUCAGGAAACAUCAGUCAGCCAAGGGGAGACACCAACUCACAGGAGCAGUGGGACGGUGAGGAUGGAAAACUGAGGGAGUUUGAUGCCUUCAUAUCAACCCCAUUCUAUGAGAGACCUGGUUUCUACAGUGCUCCACAGACACCCAUCAGCUCCAUCCCCAUGAUCUUCCCUUCUAGACGCCAAGGGCGCAAGAAGCCCCCUGCACUCUCCAGCAUAGCUGCAUGCUCAAAUUCUCUUAAGGACGUUGUUGUCAACUGCUCACCUUCCAGGAUGAGUGAUACAUACAAAAGCCAGAGCUCCCUCGGCUCAGGUACAAAGGAAACAUUUAUUUGGCCAACAGAACGAAAUAAAGGUCCUGACUCGCUGGUUGUAAUGGUGGAAGAAGAAAAGAGCAACUCUAGCAGUAAAAGCAGAGAAGCUGCCAUCACUGGAAGUCCAGCAGCUCUGUCCACAGCAUCAGACAGCCCUAAAUUCCCUUUCCUAGCAGAGUCCCCAGACCAUGAGCAGCAGGGCAGCUUCAAAAGUCUGAAGAGUUCGAAAGGCUCCCACCCACCCUGGCUAGCUCUGGAGAAUGUAGCAACAACCACUCCCAAUUCUGAGCAAUCGAGCGCCCUCCCCCAACCCAGCAACAUACCGCCCAGCAGCAGCACCUCCCUCUGCUUCUCAUUCACUCCUGUCUCAUCUCCAGUGCUGGAGAGAUCCCCCAUAGGGAGUAGAGGCCCCGAUACUCACAGUUUAAGUUCAGAAGACACAGCUAGCGCACCAGACCAGCAUCCAUCAGAGGUUUCCAGGAGCACGAGAGAUACAGCAAACAGAAGCAGUAAUGCUCCUCCUACGAGAGAGACAAGAAGAGCAGACAGCCCAUCCACUAAUGACUCUGGCAUCUCUCUUGCUGAAGGUGACUACGUUGGACUGAUGGAGGUGAUCAUGGAGACAAGUGAAAGCAUAUGUGAAGAGCAGAUGGACCAGUGCAGCUAGAGGAGACUGACACACAUGUAUGCCAGGUAGAAAUGAUACUGCAGUGUCUUCACACCUGGCCCACACUAGUACUCAUCCUCCUAGAAGAAAGGCAGUGCUGCCAGACUUCUUGUUUCUGGAGUAUUAUUCACCUGCAGCCCAGCACCAGUGACUGACUGCUACUGGGCUGGACUGAGACAUAGUAGCAGGCACUUGACUUCAGUGACUGCAACAAGAAAAAAAAUCUCUACACACUCUAGCAAAAUAAGACUUCUAGCAUUAGGUAUUACAAAUGCCUAACUGUAAAACCAUAGCUGAACAAAUACUGUUCUGGAGCACAGGUAUAACUCAAAGCAGAAGUACAUAGUUAAGGAUAUUACAGCAAUUGAAGCUCCAGGUUUACAUACCUAUUUGCCAUUAGGCCCAGGACUUGCACAAGUUGUUCCACGGAAAGAAAGGGACUGAGGCACAGCAUUUGUGAUACAGAGCCACAGUGCUUCAUGAAGUCCUAUCCAGCUGAUGCUCUCCAGCAUCAGUAAAACAAUAGGUUAAGGCUAUUCAAAAAAGUGGCUGCCAACAAUGAUUAUUUACAUUGCUUCAAGUUUUCUGUAUUUUGCUAAAUUGAAAGCAAAGAAGUUAUCCAGAUGGUAGCAGACAACACAAAGCUAAGAUUUUUAAUGAGUUUUCCCUAAAAACAAACAAAAAAAACCCAACCCUAAAAGCAAGACAGAUGUCCAGGACCACCUGCUUCCUCAUUUUAAUUUCCACAAUAAAAGUUUAAAGAAACCAUGAAGUUCUUCCUCUUUUCACAGAAAACUGCAUGUUCCCUUCAGUCACAAGGGGCACGUGGUAAAUCCAGCCCACCCACUUCCCUUCUAAUACCCACACAAUAUUCCAACCCUCUGCCUGCCAGGCACAGCUGUUUGAGCUGGACAAAUCGCACUGCAAUCCAUAUCUAAUACCCCAUACAUUAUCUUUUAAGACAGUACCUGCAACAGUUCGUCCAUCUUACAUUGUGAAGGAAGCUGCAAGAGCAAUGUUUUUGUACACAAGUGUAGUGGCCAUUUUUGUUAGACAUUAAGACAGAAUCUUUGGUGGCAAAGGCAUUUUGAAACAUGCUUCAGUUCCUUUGCAAUCCUUGCAGGUUUUUCCCCCAUCCAGUAGUAUCCACUAAAAUACUCGAGCGCUAGAGUUAAAACAAUUCCUCCAAUUUAUUUCUUCAUCCAUGCUCAGCUCAAGAUAACUUUCUCAGUUAAGACUACAGAGCACAAUCCCACACACACACCUUAAGGGAAAAAAAGCAGAAGCCACCUUGAACCAAGUCACUUUAUUGGAUGGAGGGCAGUACACAAAACACAAGAGAAAAGAGGGCUGAUAUUUGGUACAGAGUAUAAGAACUGCUUAUCUAGAUAGCUGAAGAUGCAUGCACUGCUGGAC